GACAGGGGAACAUCGCUAGAUAAAGUAAAUGAAGUAUAAUUUGUUCUUAAGCUGUCAACAUAGAUAAUAGGUUGUCAACGUUCGACUAUAUUCGUGGCUCAUCAUGGUGUGACAGCUUGAAUUGGCUGUUAUGUGGUUAUGGUAUCAUUGAUAUUGUUCUUUUAUUAUUUUCAGUUAUUUUAUCAGACUGCUUAAUAAAUUUAUCAUUCACCCAUUCAUCGCAAUUGAUAUUUGAUCAUAUUUCUGCAUACAGUAGAAACAAACCAAUUUAUUUAAAAUGUAAAUUGAUUUAAAAAUGUCGAAGGAGCUAACAAUCGUAUUUGUUUAUAAUACUGAUUUGGUAAAGCAUGAAUAUGAUGAUCCAGCUUUAGCAGUUGUGUAUUUUUGCCCUUCAUGGCUCUCAGAAGAGAAGAAAACAACUAUUUGUGGUCAAAUAAUAGGAACUACUCACUUCUUAAAAUCUGUAUUUGGACAAACUCAAAUAAUUUCCCUUGAGAAUGGAAAGUUUUGUAUCAAGGAGUUUGGAAAAUUUAUUAUGGCAGUUGGAAUUGAUCGAAAUGUUCCUAAUUGGAUUUUGGAAAAUAAAGUAGAAUUUUUGUCAAACUUAAUAGGAAUGUUCCAUGUUAGCUUUGAACAUAUGUCAACUUUUUAUAAGGAUACUCAGACUUUUGUUGAGAAACUGCAUCAAAUGUUUGAAUCCUGUUUGAAAUAUUUAAAUUUAGAUACAUUUGCUUAUAAACUUCCUGAUUUAAAUCAAUCUAGAAUAUUUAAUUCGUAUAGUUUAGAAGCUCAAAAGUUUUUAAAUAAUUGUCUUGAAACAAGAUAUGUACUGGCAGGACUGGUUCAAUGGAAUAGCAAAUUGCUCGCUACCCAACUUAAUUCGUUACUAACAAAGUGCCUUCUUAUAACAAAUGCAACUAAAACCAAACUUUCUGCUGAAAGUAUUAUGACUGAUUUUCAGUGUCCAAGAAACCUUCAGCUUCUUCAAAUAUAUGUAAACAAGGAAGAUUAUGAAGAAAUUCUUCAAGAGUCUAAAUCAUACAAAGGUUCCCACUGUAAAAACAGUAAUGACAAAAAAGAAUUUUAUAAAGGAUUUACAACCAAAUUAUUCGAUGAAUGGAACGAUUAUGAUUAUUAUAAACCAACACAUUCUGUUGGCAUUAAUGUACAUGAUUACUUAAAAAAUGGCUUGACUAAGACGUUCUCUAGUUUAGUUGACCUUGAAAGAAUUUCUAAUAACGCAAUAACGUUAAAUAAUGUUAACAAAAUGUACAGUGGACGUACUGCCAAAUCACUUUGUGAUCCCAUUAAUCCAUUUAUGAGUGUAAAAGGAAUUGCCAUAUCUAAAAGUAUGUACGAAGACUGUUUUCAUCACGGUUAUUUUAAAAAACUUGAUAUAAGAAGAGAAACCUUCAAUGAAAUAAAUACACCUUGUGAAGAAAACAACUGUGAUAAAGAUGAUGGAAGUUCUAAAUAUUAUUGUAAUAAAACUUUCGGUUUUGACGAUCUGAAGAGCGAUUUGUUAGUACAUCAUUCUGGAAAUCAUCAAGUACCUGAAAAAAGCAUACAACAAUGUACUAAGUUAGUACAUAAAACGCUUCUAGAAAACGGAGAAUGGAAUGGUUUGAAGGGACAGCAAAAGAAAACUCAAAAUACAAAGAUUGAAAAAUAUGAUUUUAAAGAGUGUGUGUUGUUUCUUUUAAAUUUGAAAGAUUUAUCUAUUAACUUAUUUCUUGAAGAUGGAGCUAGUGAUUCUCCAGCUAUUAUAAGUCGUUUGUACGAGCAAUGUAUACUAUUUGCUGAAGAGUUAUCAGGACAGUUAGAAAAUUUUGGUGAUGAUGAAAACUGCAGUGAAAAUAGCAGUUCAAGUCAAGAACCAUGUAGCUACCUUCUUACGAACCAUAAAUGGGAAUAUGUACACGAAGGGGGUUUAAAAGAGAAUAUUGAUUUAAAUACCAUAACUAAGAUGCACGAAUGCUUUAUCAAUGAUGACGAAAUUGCUGAUAUAGUUCUUAGAACUGAUAAAAAUGUAACAUAUGGACAUCAAAAUGAAGAUAAAGUCGUCUACUACCAGCUAGCGAACAAUAUUAGUGGUGGAGCACCUUCCUCAACUGAUUGUAUGGCAAAUAUAUUUGGAAAAGCACGCAGGCAUUUAUCACAAACAUCUAGAACUUCGAGCUUGAAUCUAACUUGAUUUAUUAAUUUCAGAUUAAAAGACAAAAAUUAAUUUUUGUUUUUAACUAUUUAAAUUAUUAAAAGAAUUUGUGUGUUCUUUGCAGUAUUCUAUAUAAGGUUUAUGUAGCAUUUAUUGUGGCUGCAGUAUUGAAGAAAAAACAAUUAAUUUAUUAUGUAAGAUUAAGUAAUCGUUUGAAUAAACAAUUUAGUAACAUGAAA
This is a messenger RNA of Agrilus planipennis (emerald ash borer), 2394 nucleotides long. RefSeq lists its product as uncharacterized. The coding region runs from base 296 to 2194 and encodes 632 amino acids. The transcript has 9 exons. The record is from RefSeq and is a predicted model, not a curated record. Gene Ontology annotation, biological process: vesicle-mediated transport. NCBI's taxonomy places the organism in Eukaryota, Metazoa, Arthropoda, Insecta, Coleoptera, Buprestidae.